AUGGCGGCAAGGCGGGGCGGGGAGGCCGCGGCCGCGGGCCUGCGGGCCUUGGGAGCGAAGGGGUCGGGCUGGCUCCGGCGUGAUCCGUGGGCUCCGCUCACUACCGGCUUCUACAGCAUGGGGCCGGCCAGGAUCAGGCGGCCGGAGCCGGGGCCGCGACCCACCAUCGCGCGGCAGCGGGACGGCAUCAGGACCAUCAUCUUAAGUGAUCCAAAGAGAAGAAACGCGCCGUCACUGGCAUCUCUCCAGAGCGACAUCCUUCCUGAAGCUGAAAGCCAAGAUCUGAAGGUCAUUUUCGUUGCAGCUGAAGGGCCUGUAUUUUCUUCUGGACAUGAUUUAAAGGAACUGACGGAUGAACAAGGCCCAGAUUAUCAUGCAGAAGUAUUUUGAACUUGUUCUGAGGUCAUGAUGCUGAUCCAGAACCAUCCAGUCCCCAUCAUCACCAUGGUGAAUGGCCUGGCCACCGCGGCUGGGUGUCAGCUGGUUGCCAGCUAUGACAUUGCCGUGGCGAGUGACACGUCCUCCUUUGCCACGCCAGGUGUGAACAGAGGGCUCUUCUGUUCCAUCCCCGCAGCGGCCUUGGGGAGAGCAGUGCCGAGAAAGGUGGCCUUGGAGAUGCUCUUCCCUGGGGAGCCCAUCUCUGCCCAAGAGGCCCUGCUCCACGGGCUGCUGAGCAGGGUGGUGCCGGAGGAGUGCGGGAGGAAGGUGGCCUCACUGAGCCGGCCGGUGCUGUCGCUGGGCAAAGCCACCUUCUACUGGCAGCUGGCCCAGGACCUCAGGACUGCCUACCACCUCACCUCCCGGACCAUGGUGAACAACCUGGGCCUGCUGGAUGGCCAGGAGGGGGUCAAGGCCUUCCUCCAGAAGAGGAAGCCCGUCUGGUCACACUGA
This is a messenger RNA of Odocoileus virginianus texanus, 891 nucleotides long. The record is from RefSeq and is a predicted model, not a curated record. Lineage: Eukaryota; Metazoa; Chordata; Mammalia; Artiodactyla; Cervidae.